GGAGAAACCGGCCGGCGCUGAUCGGCGGCGUCGCGACCGCCGCACCGCACGCUACUCUGCCGCGCACAUACUCUCAGUCAGUGUCGUCUGGGAAUCCAUUCGAGCAGACCGCUUCGUCGCUUUUUAUUCCUCGUUCUCUUUAUCUCGCCCCCCUUUGACUUCAGUCGUUUUGAUUGAUCGGCGGCAAGCAAGUAACGACUCCUGAACGUUCGUGUGGUUGUUUCCCUCCUAUCAGAUAGAGCUUCGGCAGCUUUUGUUGUAUUUAGCAAAUCAAUCGCGUAACAGCACACGAUGACGAUGGCCACGGAAACGGAGAACAACGGGCCACAGGCUGAGACUAAUAAGGACAUAAAAGAUAUGAAAGAGAUGAAGGAUGCGCUUAAAGACGAGACGCCGCCCGAUAACAAGCAAGACGAGGCAGCCAAGGACGCGGCUAAGGAUGAAAAAAAAGAAGACUCUGAAAAGAAAAAGCCCGAGGACGCUCAAGCUGAGGCAGCGGUAACUUCGGCCGCCGCCGACGCCAACGCCACCCAAGCGGCCAAGGCGCCCCAAGUCCACAAGCCCAAUUUCGAGAAGGAUAUCGUCUAUCUCUAUCAGUUCCCCAGGACGCCACUUUUACCGAGCCUUUCGCCAUUCUGCUUCAAGGUCGAAACCUGGCUCAGACUCAACGGCAUCAAGUUCGAGAACGUAGACCACAAGAUGAAGUUCCGCUCGAAGAAGGGCAACUUGCCGUUCGUCGAGCUGAACGGCGAGGAGAUCGCCGACAGCAAGAUCAUACUGCGCGAGCUGGGACAGAAGUUCGGCAAGGACAUCGACGCAUGUCUGAGCACCGAGCAGAAGUCCAUAUCUCACGCGACGAUAUCGAUGAUCGAGAACCACCUGGUCUGGGUGGUCGCGUGUUGGCGCACCAAGAACCUCGACCUCAUACUCAAGGGCUACAAGGUCAAUCUCCAGCACACCCUUGGCACUCGCAUCCCGAACAGCAUCCUAAACUUCUUCUUCAAGUUCACUUUUGGACGCAAGUUGGAUUGGUUGCAGGGUGCCAAGAAGGUCAAGGCCCAGGGCAUGGGCGUGCACACGCCCGAGGAGGUGCUUCAGUUCGGCUGCGACGACCUCAAGGUGCUCUGCGACAUGCUCGCCGACAAGCCGUUCUUCUUCGGCGACGAGCCAACUAUGCUGGACGUUGUCGCGUUCGCCAACCUUGCGCAGAUCUUGUACAUCGACAAGGAGGUGUCGUUCGCUCUCCGCGAUUAUAUGCAAGAUAAUUGCGCAAACUUGGUCGGCCACUGCUCCAGGAUGAAGGAACGUUGCUUCCCCGACUGGGAAGAGAUUUGCUCGACCCUCGACAUGAACACGCAUCUGCCGAAACCCGAGAAGACAGAAGAGAAGGAAGGCAAAGAAGAUGCUAAAGAGACCAAGGAGUCCAAGGAAGAAAAAGAAGGUGAUAAGGAAAAAGCCGACAAGGAAGAAAAAGACGUCGAGAAGGACAAGGAAGUCGACGAGAACAAGGAGAAAGAAAAGGAAGGAAAAUAAGUUGAUCAACGCUAGACCGAGAUUCACUCGGCCCAACUAUUGUGUAUCGGAGGAGAGAGAGAUUUUUAAUGAGACAGAUUAUGAGGAGAGAGAAAGAGAGAGAGAGAGCGAAAAUUUAUAUUUAGUGUAUGUUGUGGACUAUUUUAUAUACUCGAUGCUCUCUAAUUAAUCUUAAGAUCGAGAGGAGGGGCUCGAUAAAAACAUGUAUGUGUGUUUUAUUUUUUUUUUCUCCUUUUUUUUAUGAUUUCAUAACGAUCAAAUGAGGAAAAAAGAUAAAAAAUGAUAUAUAAUUAAGGAGUUUUUGUAACGAGGAGAGAGUAGGAAGAGAAUUUGAUUUUUCUUCCUGCUCUCUCUCUCUCUCUCACUGCCGCUCUAAAAAAACUUGUGUUUUUAUUUUUUUGUACUAUUGUAAGUUUUUUUCUUCUAUUUGUUUAAUUUUAUGCAUUGCAAUUUUUUUAUAUCGCCACGUAUAUGUAUAUAUAUAUGUGUAUAUAUAUAUGUGUGUGUAUACAUGUGUGUAUAUAUUUAUGUACACACAUACGUAUUGUAAUAACAUACAAAACGAGGCGGAAAUACAAAAAACUCUCACAGUAUUCUUUUCUUUUUGUCGCGCGUAGAGACUUCUAAAAGAUUUUUUUUAUUCCUUCUCAUCAAUUUCCGUUCUCUCCCUCUGGCGGAUAUUUGAUUAAAUGUUCAUGUUUUUAAUUAUCCUUUAAUUCGAGUCAUUAUAGUAAAAAAGCCAUAGUGUGUAUAACUGCAAUAUUAAACGAAUGCAAUAGCCUGUGUCGCUAUAAGGACGAAACGGGGAAUGUGGGGGGAAAUUCGCUGUUUUACAAUAUGUGAUGCGAGGUUAAAAAACUUUUUCUCGAAAAAUAUCAUUAUUAUAUAAUUAUAAUUACCUUUGUACGUAAGAAACAUUUUUUCUAAAAACAAGAACAACACGACGAUAAAAUAUAUAAACUCGGUCUCUUGCUGAACGAAGUUACCAGACGACGAAUCUUUUUAUACUCGGUAAAUAAAAAUAAAAGAAAUGCUUUUUUGUAUGAAAAAUAACAAAUUCUACGAAAGUAACAAUUGUAAUAGACUUUUUUAACAAAAUGAAGCGAAUCACCCUUCCAAAAAAAAAAAAUAAAAACAAAGAUUUUUAGCCUCCGGUGCGUCUACAAUUAUUUUUUCAAUCGUCAAAUUAUUACAAAUGAAUAUAAUCUCUCUCGUCGAUAUCACGAUCUUGUCGCAAAUGGUAAAAAAAAAGAAAUAAAAGAACAACAGCGUAUAUUUAUUAGAGAAAGAACUGAGAAAACGUCGCAGAUUAGCCUCGCUAGUCCAUGAAAAAAAACUCUAACUCAAACGUAAAUAAGGCAGGUGCGUAAAAUACGCGAAAAGGAAGAAGGAAGAACGCACGUCUGCGACGAAGCGACGACACGCAAACACGCAUUUUUGCAUUUACACAUGUAUACCCUUUACACAUGUACACGCUAAAUAUGCUUUAUUAAUUAGAAAAUAAAUGGAAAAAAAAAAGAAUUUGAGGAUUGAGUAGCGGGCUAGACUGUGAUGAUUUAAAGAGUCGACAAUUGCAUCGAAGGAUUUUGUCAGACGCGUUAGUUUAUAGGGAUAAAAAAAGAAAAAAAUGAAGAAACAUUUGAUUGGAUUGAGCAGAAGUUUAUGAAAUUUUAUGACAAAAAGAAAGAAAGAAAGAUGAGAUAUGCUAUUGUAUUUGUAGAAUAAGAGCACGAGAUGCGACGAAAACAAAAAGUCUCUCGGCUCGCGACUGAGUCUUUGUGAGCGUCGCGAACAAAAAAUAAAUAAAUAAGCGCGCGCGCUUCUGGUAUUGAAAAAAAAUUUGUAAUGUACUUUUGUUCGCGUAUACGUGUGAAAGAAACUUUAAAACGGUGCGGAAGUUGAUAGCUGGCUUAUCAUUUCUUAAGCGUGUCUACUGAUUGUGGUGCGACAACAGCGACGAAAGAACGAUGCUUUUUUUUCGUCGAAGAUAGUCAGCCUUCGAGAAAAAAUCAACCUUCGUAUAUUUCUUAAGUGUGAUUGUUUAUACUUUGAAUUAGUGCAUUUUUCUCUAGACAAAGUCACAUUAACGCGACAAGUACAUUACAAAGGCGACAGUAGAGCGCGCGUACGCAACAUUGUAACAUCCAUAAUAUCGCCUUUUAGUGCCGAGACAUGGACGCCCGAUUGUCUUUCUGUUUGCAUUGCGCAAUCUCUCUUUCUCAGUCUAGCUAACAAAAAAAUAAAACAAAUAAAAAGAAACACAAGGUACAUCUACCCGCGCAAAAAUGGACAUAGAACAAUCUCCUUUUUUGCACAGGUACCAACGCCUAGUACGAGAUAUAUCAGGCGACCUCGGCUCGGCGCGGCGCUCAAAAAUUUUUGAUUGUCAAAGCGACGACGCUCGUUGUUCAUAUUGCAUUGGCGCUUGAACUCAUUAUUAUAAAUGUGCAACACAUACACACACACACACACACACACACACACACACACACACACACACACAGCCACGCGUUACACAUACAUGUUCUCACACGCGGCACGAAGCCAUUUUCUCAUUCUCGUAGCCGAUCAAAAGAUUUAACAAAAAAAGAAAAAAAGAAAUAUAUGGAACAAAUUCAUUCCCGUCUUUUUGUAACUUUAUAGUCCUUUUUUUACGUCUUUUUUUAUACAAAUCUGACAAAGCGUCGUCGGCCAUUUAAAACGUGCGACGUCGGCGAAAUAUUAAUUAUAAUUAUUACAUUUAUUUGUAUAUUAUAGAAAUACGUCAUAUUGUAUGUUUGUAUGUGCAUUAUGUACAGGCGAAUGCAGCCCACAACAGAUUUAAAAACAAAUAUGGAAUAUACACGCGAUGAACUUGUGAAUUUAAGAAGAUUAUUACGGAAUGAAAAAUGAAUGCUACACACAUUUGUAUAAUGUAUCCAAUUUGAAACGCGAUUAUUAAUGAACAAUAAAUAAAGUAUAAGUCAACCAGCUCUGUCAUCACAUAUAUAUAUAAAUAUAUAUAUAUUCACACCAAAAUAAAACACGAUCCACAUAUUUAUUAUAAUUAAAUAACUGCAAGUACUGAUUUAACUGUUAAAAUCUAUAUGUCAUUUUAAUUAAAAAAGACAAAUACUCUGGUAUUUAUUUAAAAUAUAGGCGAACAUUUAACGGCGCUUUUAAAACGCGGCCACUUUCGAAGAUGAAAAAAAACGAGUUAAAUGAUUAGAGUCGGGCGCUUGAACGCGAUCAACAAACCUUUAGGUGACGAUUAUUAUACAAAGUGUCUUUCACGCAUCGAAUUACUGAAAGAACGUUUGAUAAUAUUAUUCGCGGCGCGUUUCGGUUUCUACGUCAAAUUCAUUAUUUUUCUGUCUAGCAGUAAUAGGAAAAAAAUUAGGGAAGACGCGAAAAAACGGAAAAAGAGAUAACUCGCGAGGGGAAUUGAAAGUGUAAGUCGCAUUUUUGUUUCAAUGGAGCAAAACUUGCGCAAAUGGACAUACUUUAUUGUAUCUAAGCAUCUUAAAGGAUUAUUAUUAAAACGAUCGAUGAAAAAUAUGAGCGCGGAAAAAUGAUUAGAAAUCGUACAUUGUGUAGAGGAUUGCGUAGGGAGAGAUGAGAGCAGUUUUUGAACGAUUGUUGAUAGCUUAACAUCGCAACGAUGGCAUUAUUUGAGAGCUGAAACGAAACUGCCGAAACUGCAAAAGAAAAACAAAUAAGUAAGCACAGAGUAGUUAGGCACCACCCAUUUACAGUAAGGCAACAAAAAGAAUCUUAUAAGAGUAAUAUUAAUGACAAUUUUACAUAUAUAUAUAUACAUAUAUAUAUGUGUAUAUAUAUAAUAUAAAUAUAUAUAAAAAAUUAUAAGAUACGACUGCUCGUUUUAUGCUCGACGCUAUACAUGAUUUCAUUGUCAUUAUUAUAUCAGCAUUUAUUAAUGAUAUAC
Molecule: messenger RNA, 5458 nt
Organism: Phymastichus coffea
Lineage: Eukaryota; Metazoa; Arthropoda; Insecta; Hymenoptera; Eulophidae
Gene: fax
Product: failed axon connections-like
Exons: 4
Coding region: 292-1533 (413 amino acids)
Cellular component (GO): cytoplasm
Source: RefSeq, a predicted model, not a curated record